This is a messenger RNA of Xenopus tropicalis (tropical clawed frog), 2906 nucleotides long. It is a transcript of the gene tfec, whose product is annotated as transcription factor EC. Gene Ontology annotation, cellular component: cytoplasm; nucleus. The transcript has 6 exons. Gene Ontology annotation, biological process: regulation of DNA-templated transcription. Bases 427 to 1251 code for a protein of 274 amino acids. Gene Ontology annotation, molecular function: protein dimerization activity. The record is from RefSeq and is a predicted model, not a curated record. NCBI's taxonomy places the organism in Eukaryota, Metazoa, Chordata, Amphibia, Anura, Pipidae.
CACAAAAAAUUCACCAAUGGAAAUUCGCUGCAAUUCCAUGCCUGUCCAUAACCGUUUUUUCUGCAGAUAGAAACAGCACUCACAAAACGCUAUUUGCUGAAAUUGCCAGAGUAGUUUACAGAAUUAACAAACUAUAGUUCAAACUUUUAUCAAUGAACUUUGUUUUUUUAGCAUGUUUAACACCCCCUCCUUAUUGUGUGUAAUUUACAGCCAUCCAAUUGCCUUAGUCCAAACACGAGAAGAGAGUGCCUAAUUCCUACAAGGGCACCGUCCUUUGCUGGGAAGAAACAAAACAAACAUUAACAUCACAGUUUGCUAGCAUAGAGAAAAAACAGGCUGCCAAACAAGUAUACUAAGUUAUAGGCAGAAGCAAAGGUCAUCUGGCUGCACAAAUGCUAGCUCUCCUUAACACCCAGGGCCAGUUAGAUGACUAGGGGCUUGGAGUGUAAGAAGGAAUGGGAGAGACUUGUUGCAGGACAGGUUAAACUGGGGAGAAAUUUCCAGCUUCCACUCUCAAGCAGUAUUCUGGAUCUUUACAACAGUGACCAAAGCUCUGACAUGGGACUUUCAAAUAAUGCCUGCCCUAGUCUUGGAGUAAAAAGGGAAGCUACAGACACAGAUAAUCGAGCCAUGGCAAAAGAAAGACAGAAAAAGGACAACCAUAAUCUCAUUGAGCGACGGAGGAGAUACAAUAUUAACUACAGAAUUAAAGAACUUGGAACACUAAUCCCAAAAUCUAAUGAUCCUGAUAUGCGCUGGAACAAAGGGACUAUUUUAAAAGCUUCGGUAGAAUACAUCAAAUGGCUACAAAAAGAACAACAAAAAGGUCGAGAAUUAGAACACAGGCAGAAAAAAUUAGAACAAGCUAACAGAAGAUUGCUGCUUCGUAUUCAGGAACUAGAAAUACAAGCUCGAGCCCACGGCCUUCCUAUGCCAACAUUAUGUACGGUGGAAAUAGCUUCCCAAGUCAUCAAGCAGCAAACAUAUGGGGAAGAUAUGUCUCAGGAUUUUGCUUCUCAGCUUCCAGUUUCCAUUGGACAAACGGCAGACUUGUGUGAUGUAUCUACAUCAUUUUCAGACCCACUAUCACAUUUCACAGAUCUAUCCUUUAGCGCAGCUUUAAAAGAGCAAAUGUUGGAAGAAAUGUCACCCUAUGGAGCUGAUCCCUUUCUUUCGGCAACAUCACCAGACCUAUCCAAAGGCAGCAGCAGAAGAAGCAGCUUCAGCACAGAUGAUGGGGAUGAUCUUUAAAUGAAAACACAAAAAUUUGAAAAUGAAAGACUACAUUGCUUUGGGAUACAGUUCUAUUUUAAAUGUGAGCGUGGGUCCAAUCUUUAUAUUUUUACGUAGGAAAACAUGGCCUCUAACAACUAUAGCCUAUUAAAUAAGAAGCCCAAAGGUGUCAUCUAAUUAUGAGAAGAUUCAUGAGGGCAACUUUUUUACUUUGUAAAUAUUGGUCAGAAAGCACCAAAACAUUUCUUGCAAUUACAUUAUAUCUGUUUAAUGAAAGGACACCUUUCCCACUUAUCUUAUUUUGUAGUGUAUAUAUAUAUUAUUUUUUCAUAAUGUACAUUUGAAUCAGAUUUUCAUGUUAUGGUUUACGCUUUAAGGAAAUACAUUUAGUCCUUACUCAUCUAUAAUUUUGUCAAUGGAUUUCUUUCUAAUUGGCUAUGGUAAAUUCAAAACUCACUGCUUUAUGUAAAUAGUCACAUGUAUUGUUUAUAUAAUUCAUUUUCUCCUGUGGAAACACAGUGCAAUAACAGGUUCCAAGUGCCUUGUCUUUGCACAUAAUGCACCUUGCCACCCCUGAGCUGCACCUGCUGCUCACAUAUAAAACUCUUUGCUGGACAAAGAGUUGAGUUUGUCUAUGUAUGAACUGCUGCCAGCUCCUGCUUGUGACUUUAGACUAGAAGGGUAGCACAUGACUGUGUAUGGCUGUCCUGUGGCAUGGUUUGUGCACAAGGACACAAGGUACUCUAGAGGUACCCUUAAAGGGGAGGGCAGUUUGAUAAGGGCACGGCUUCUCUUUGAUGUGCUCUGUGUCUUGGUGUCACCUUAAGUGGUGCAUCUGGCACAACCUAUUUAAUAGACUGGACCUGAAGGAUGGCGUUCUAAUAAAAUGUGCUUGUAUACUUCCAAUACUGCUGAUGUAUCUGGGUUCAUUAUGCUUACAGCAUGUAUGCCAUAUACCAAAGAAUGUAUCUUGAAAGUAUAAUGCGUGCAUACAUACCUAAUUGCUCUUUACAAUACCAUUUCAAUGGAAGGGUUGGAAUUUUAUAGUACAUCCAUUUAUACUGAAACUUGACCUUAACCUUUAAACCAGCAUAUUUUAUGCAAGGGACAGGUAUCUUGCGGCACAAAUAUACCUUAAUGGAACAAUCACUCCUUUGAAUACAUUUCUGGACAAGGGCAUACAUAGUAGUGUAGUUGCAGUUCUAUUGCAGAGGUGCUGGUUGUCAACCAAUGUUUUGGUCUUGAUCACAACAAAGUAUAAAUUCGACACUCAGGGAAAUUAUUUUCUAGAACAUCAUGUUUUUCUAUAUGUUCUAUACUGUUUUAUAAUAUGACUUAAGCUGUUUACAGACCAUUUUAUGAAAGAAAAAGGUGGUUUGAAUCACUUGUAGAAUAAGUGAUUGCAACUUAAUAUUGUGCAUAAAUAGCAUAUGGGGUUUACAAAUCUUUAAUGCAUAAUCAAUGUAUAGAUUAAGGAAAUGUUAUAGUAUAUUUUCUUCUGUUAUUUCUGCUCUUGUAUAUGCUUUAUUUCUCAAAUUAGUAUUGAACUUUCUUAUACAGAUACAGGCUCUAUUAUCAGGAAUGAUUGGGACUGGGGUUUCUUCAUAGCUUAUGUCUGUUAAAAAUCAUUUAAAUAUGAAAUAAACUCAAUAGUUUAAUUGUUUUGCCACCAA